AUGCAAUCUAUUACAAAAGGUUUACUAUAAUUACCAGCAAAGUUUCCAAAUAAGAAAAUACUUAGUAUUGACAUUGGGGGAAACCUUGCAAAGACAGCGUUUUACAUCCCUAAGUCAGAUCCCUAGUUCUAAGACCACAAGAGUUUCGAGAUUUUAACAAAAGAUACUAUACCAAAGUUAUCAAACGGAGAGAUGAUCUAUCUCAAGAGUUUCCCCUCAACAAAGAUACAUGAGUUCAUUAAAUUUGCGAAAUAGCAUAAAUUAAUUGAUAAAGAUUCCUAGCAUAUUCAUGCAACAGGGGGAGGUGCUUAUAAAUAUAAUGAUCUAUUCGAAGAAGAAUUCGGAUAAAUGGGAGUUCAAUUGAAAAAGCACGAUGAAAUGGAGUCCUUAGUUAAUGGAAUGAGCUUUAUUUUGAAUUAUGGUAAAGAGCCUGCCUUUAAAUAUAUCUAAGGAGAAGGCAAAAAAUAUCUCCCAAGAGAAAGUACAACUCAGUUUCCAAAACUUUUAAUAUCAAUUGGAUCGGGUGUAUCAAUAAUAAAAGUCAACAAUUUCAAUUCGUUUGAAAGAGUCUCAGGUACUAUGAUAGGAGGAGGUACUCUCCUUGGCUUGGCAAAUCUAUUGACAGGAAUCAAUGAUUUUGAUACAAUUUUGGAAAUGUCUAAAAGAGGAGACAAUAAUAAUGUCGAUAUGCUAGUUAGAGAUAUUUAUGGAGAUAAAUCACCAUUUAAGGAUCUGAAAGGAGAUUUACUUGCUAGUAGCUUUGCUAAGGUAGCAUUUGACAAUGAAUUCGAUGGAAAUCUGAGAUUUGAUGAUAUUUCUGGCAAAUAUAAAAAGGAGGACAUUUUAAAUAGUUUAGUCUUUAUGAUCUCUUUCAACAUAGGACAGUUAGCAUACAUGACAGGACAAUUGCAUCAAGUUGAUCAAAUGUACUUCAUAGGUAAUUAUGUCAGAGGCCACGACUUAGCAAUGGAAAGGAUUAACUUUGCAGUAGAAUUCAUGUCAUAACAGAAGACUUAGGCUCAAUUUUUAACCUAUGACGGGUAUCUUGGAGCGAUUGGUGCAUUUAUGAAGGAGUUUGAAAAUGAUACUAACUGA
Messenger RNA from Stylonychia lemnae, 1095 nucleotides. Lineage: Eukaryota; Ciliophora; Spirotrichea; Sporadotrichida; Oxytrichidae. The record is from the annotation of a GenBank genome assembly.